CAAGUUGCACUGUACCGGAUAGGUUUUGGCAUGCACUAUAGGUCUACGAGAGAGAUUUAAACAUGGCUGCAGUUGACAGUUUUUCACUUCUAUAUAGAGAAAUCGCUAGGUCUUGCAGUUGUUAUGUAGAAACGCUUGCGUUAGUGGGUGCACUGUAUACUGCCAGUAAAGCUGUUACACUGAUGAGAGACUGCUAUAGUCUGAUCAGACUUCACUUCAUCCCUCGUCUUGUUUGCCCUAUAGAUCUUGUGCACAGAUAUGGAAAGUGGGCCAUCAUUAAUGAUGCAUCCGAGGCGAUAGCUAAAGCAUACGCUGAGGAACUGGCCAGCCAUGGUGUAUCUAUUAUCCUUAUUAGUACUGACAUCACCAGUCUAAAUGACACUGCCAAGACCAUCUCUGACAACCACGGAGUCGAGGCUGUCGUGCUGGAGGCAGAUUUCAGCCAUGGUGCCUUGACCUGCAAACCCGUUAAAGAUGCAGUCAAGGACAAAGACAUUGGAUUUGUCAUAAAUUGCCUGAAUUCAUCGCUGGAUAUACCCCGAGACUUCCACGUCAUAUCUGAGAGUGAUCUGUGGCAGAUUAUAAACAGAAGCAUAUCUGCAGCCUUGCUGAUCACCCGCCUGGCUCUACCUGGAAUGGUUGAAAGGCGAAGAGGUGUCGUCGUUAAUAUUUUAUCAGGAAGGUGCUUCAGACCGUGUGCACGAAAGGCUGCACUCUCUGCGUCCACGGCCUUCCUUGAUCACUUCAGUCGUGCCCUACAUUAUGAAUACGGCCAUCAUGGAGUCUUUGUACAGAGUUUGCUGCCUGGCAAAGUAGCCUCUGAGGGACACGAUGGUAGUACCACGGCUGGCUGGUUGGUUCCGUUGCCACAUGUUUACGCCAGGCAUGCCCUGUCUACUCUGGGGAUCUCGCAGAGAACUACAGGAUACUGGCCUCACACCAUACAGCUUGGACUUACGCGAUGUGUGCCAGAGUGGAUAUGGGUCCUGGGAGCACGAGUGACCUCUCGGACAACCUAAAAGCUUUGAUUUUUCCCUAGAAUAAAUAUAUUAGGUUGCAGUGUUUAACAGUACACACACAUAGAAAGUAAAUGUCUAUCUGUGCAGUACAUUUCAUAUAUUGCACAACAUAUUGUAAAGAAAUAUUCCAUGAUCACUUUCAGCUAGCUGAGUGAUAAUAUAGUUGUGUUCUAAACAACAUUUAGAGUGACCUAUAUUCUUUAUACAUCUGUGGCUAUGGUAAUUUCUGUGUACUGGAUAUAUAAAAUGGUUUUAAGGUGAUUUUUGUAUAUUAAAUAGGUAUUUAAAUAUUUGUGUUAAAUUCUCCAUGCUUGUUUGGACGGUCCUGGUUUGACCCAAUAAAGUACUAUGUACUACCCAA
Clarias gariepinus (North African catfish) is the source of this 1380-nucleotide messenger RNA. It is a transcript of the gene hsdl1, whose product is annotated as hydroxysteroid dehydrogenase like 1. Gene Ontology annotation, cellular component: mitochondrion. Lineage: Eukaryota; Metazoa; Chordata; Actinopteri; Siluriformes; Clariidae. The record is from RefSeq and is a predicted model, not a curated record. The transcript is spliced from 4 exons. The coding region runs from base 63 to 1019 and encodes 318 amino acids.